CAGAGCGAAUACUCACUCAUUUACAUGUGUGUCUCUCUCCCCCCUCCCUCUCUUUUCAUUUACAGCUAAUUUGUUUAUGGAGGUUUGGGCAGGAGCCCAGCUCACUUCUCGUCUGCACACCUUCCCAAGCAAUGCCGCUGUCCUGGAAGAGAAGAAGUCAUUGGGAUCACAGGCUGUGAGCUCCUGGCGCCUCGGUCUUCUCCAGCUCCUCUUAUCAAAGGACUAUGGCUAUGUAUUGCUAUGCCUUGAAUAGCUUGGUGAUAAUGAAUAACAGCAAUGGGAAGAUGGGCAGUGAGACCAAGACGAGCCCAAGUUGCCAGAGACCUGUGCUGCCCGUGCCAGACAGACGGAGCACGUAUUGUCCACUGUUGGUCAGUCCACCACUGCCACUCUACAGCCCAGGGCCAUCCACUCCAGUGAGCUCCCCUAGGAACAAUGGUUCAUCUUUCAUUUUUCCCGAGCCAGGAGAACGGACUACGUCAAGAAGCCGCAGCCCGAGUUGGAAUGGCAGAGAUGGGCAGUCACCUAGGUUGCCGAGAGUUGGAAGGUGCCCGUCGCCACUUCGACUUCAGGGUAGCCAUGUGGGAGAAGCAGUUUCGGUGAUAGAUUCACGUUUGGGGACACUGUAUGGGUCCGGACAGGGUAACAGUUCGGGGACUGCAAAUGCUGACUCCGAGGAGAAAAGGCGCCUAACACGGAUACAGCGCGAGCUUCAGAACGUUCAAGUGAAUCAGGUGGUCGGACUUUUUGAAGCUCACAUCCAAGCCAAAAAUAGUCCAAACUCCACAAUACUUAGAAGCCCUCGCCUGGGCAGCCGGUCACCUUCCCCUCUACGGCACAGCAGGCGAGAAGACACUGUGUUUAACUUUGGUCAGGACAUGGGAAGAAAACCCGCUUGGCCCAGAAAAGAAGGGCUGCCAUCGCCCACAAGUCCGCUACUAUUUAACGCAUGCUCUUCAGCGGAGGCCACCAGUAAGCUAUACAGCACUUCCCCCCCAUCAGAGGACACCUGCAAGCCUAACUUACCCACUUUGACCGCUCCCAUCCCCGCUGUCAUAGUCACUGACCAUGGGGAGGAGGUUGAUGGGAAUAUGGACCUCAAUAGCCCUUGUAUGGACCUGGCAACUCUUCCCCGAAAACUAUCCUCUUCAUCCGCUUCUUCUACUGGAUUUUCCUCCUCCUGGGACGAGUCCGAGGACGAUGUCUCCAGCGAUCCUGAGAGAUCCCCAGAACAAAGCACUCCGUUUCUUCAGACCAUUGAGCAGAAGCCAAAAGUGAGCAAGUCAUGGAGGAAGAUCAGGAAUAUGGUGCAAUGGUCGCCCUUUGUCAUGUCAUUCAAGAAGAAAUAUCCCUGGAUUCAACUGGCAGGACAUGCAGGUAGUUUUAAGGCCGCGGCUAAUGGCAAGAUCCUAAAGAAGCAUUGCGACUGCGAGCAGCGGUGCCUCAGCCUGCUCAUGAAUGACAUUCUGAAGCCGCACGUCCCUGCGUAUCAUGGAGACGUGCUUAAAGACGGUGAGAAAUACAACCAGAUGCAGGACCUGCUGUCGGAGUUUGAGAGUCCCUGUGUCAUGGACUGCAAGAUGGGUGUCCGGACCUACCUAGAGGAAGAGCUGACGAAAGCCCGGAAGAAGCCCAGCCUGAGGAAAGACAUGUACGGCAAGAUGAUUGAAGUGGAUCCCAAUGCCCCAACCGAAGAGGAAAACCUGCAGCGAGCUGUCACCAAACCGCGCUACAUGACCUGGAGAGAGACCAUCAGUUCCACGGCCACUCUUGGCUUCAGGAUUGAGGGCAUCAAGAAGGAAGACGGGACAGUGAACAGAGAUUUUAAGAAAACGAAGAGCCCAGAGCAGAUUAAGGCGGCCUUCCGGGACUUCACACAGGGGAACUCUCAAAUUUUGAAAUCGUACCUGAGUCGCCUGGAGGAUAUAAGGACCACACUAGAGCAGUCGCCUUUCUUUAAGAGCCAUGAGGUGAUCGGGAGCUCCCUGCUCUUCGUCCACGACAAGAAGGAGCAGGCUAAAGUAUGGAUGAUCGACUUCGGCAAGACCACCCCGCUGCCGGAGGGCCAAGUCCUGGACCACAGAAUAGCCUGGGUGGAGGGAAACCGCGAAGACGGAUACCUGUACGGACUGGACAACCUAAUCAAUAUCCUCACGGACAUGGCAAUUGAGGAAGACAGCCAUUAAAGGGGACC
Messenger RNA from Nanorana parkeri, 2194 nucleotides. RefSeq names its product inositol-trisphosphate 3-kinase B (gene ITPKB). The transcript is spliced from 8 exons. Gene Ontology annotation, biological process: inositol phosphate biosynthetic process. NCBI's taxonomy places the organism in Eukaryota, Metazoa, Chordata, Amphibia, Anura, Dicroglossidae. Gene Ontology annotation, cellular component: nucleus; cytoplasm. Bases 225 to 2186 code for a protein of 653 amino acids. Gene Ontology annotation, molecular function: inositol-1,4,5-trisphosphate 3-kinase activity; inositol tetrakisphosphate kinase activity. The record is from RefSeq and is a predicted model, not a curated record.